This is a messenger RNA of Raphanus sativus (radish), 2063 nucleotides long. RefSeq names its product lysophospholipid acyltransferase LPEAT2. NCBI's taxonomy places the organism in Eukaryota, Viridiplantae, Streptophyta, Magnoliopsida, Brassicales, Brassicaceae. Gene Ontology annotation, biological process: phospholipid metabolic process. Bases 129 to 1745 code for a protein of 538 amino acids. The record is from RefSeq and is a predicted model, not a curated record. Gene Ontology annotation, molecular function: calcium ion binding; lysophosphatidylethanolamine acyltransferase activity. The transcript has 14 exons.
UAACCGAACACUUAAAAAAAAGGGGGAAGGAAGAAAACAAAUUAACAAGCACCACAAAGCCUGAGAGAGAGACCAAUCUCUCCUUCUUCUCUCUCUCUCUCGCUGUGUUCUUUACAGACACACCGAGGAUGUCGGAUCCUGAUUUGUCGUCCCCGUUGAUCCACCGUGAUCAACCAGAGGUCGUCAUCUCAAUCGACCACGACGAUGGAGGAGAAGAAGGCUACAUCCCCGCCGUCGCUGGUCAACAAAACCAAGAACCUCCACGUGUUCCACGUGGUUUUCAAUCCGACAAUCUCAACAACCCUUUCGGCUUCCUCAGCGAGGCCGAGCCUCCUCCGACGACGGUGGAUCCGUUCCGGAACGACACGCCGGGAGUCAGCGGACUGUACGAGGUGUUAAAGAUCGUGGUCUGCCUCCCGAUCGCGUUGCUUAGGCUCGUCAUAUUCGGUGCUAGCUUAGCUGUUGGUUACGUGGCGACGAAGCUGGCUCUUGCCGGGUGGAAAGAUAAACACAAUCCUAUGCCUCGGUGGAGGUGUAGGAUCAUGUGGGUUACUCGGAUCUGUACCAGAUGUAUCCUCUUCUCCUUUGGUUAUCACUGGAUACGAAGGAAAGGGAAACCUGCUCGGAGAGAUACUGCUCCCAUCGUUGUAUCAAACCAUGUUUCUUUUAUCGAACCAAUCUUCUUCUUCUAUGAGCUGUCACCCACCAUUGUUGCAUCCGAGUCGCAUGAUUCGCUUCCUUUUGUUGGUACUAUCAUCAGGGCAAUGCAGGUGAUAUAUGUUAAUAGAUUCUCACAAGAAUCAAGGAAGAACGCUGUGCAUGAAAUAAAGAGAAAAGCCUCCUCCGAUAGAUUUCCUCGCCUGCUGCUCUUCCCUGAAGGAACCACCACCAACGGGAAAGUUCUUAUCUCCUUCCAGCUCGGAGCUUUCAUCCCAGGCUACCCUAUUCAGCCUGUUGUAGUUCGGUAUCCCCAUGUACAUUUUGAUCAAUCCUGGGGGAAUAUUUCUUUGUUGCUGCUCAUGUUUAGAAUGUUCACUCAGUUCCACAAUUUCAUGGAGGUUGAGUACCUUCCAGUAAUAUAUCCAAGUGACACUCAAAAACAGAAUGCUGUGCGUCUCUCCCAGAAGACCAGUCAUGCAAUUGCAACCUCUUUGAAUGUCGUCCAAACAUCUCAUUCUUAUGGGGACCUGAUGCUAUUGAACAGAGCAUCUGAAUUAAAGCUGGAAAACCCCUCAAAUUACAUGGUUGAAAUGGCCAAGGUUGCAUCGCUAUUCAAUAUAAGUAGUUUAGAGGCAGUUCGGUAUUUGGAUACAUUUUCUUCCAUGAAUCCAGACUCAAGUGGACGUGUUACGCUACAUGACUUUCUUCGGGUUCUUAAACUGAAGCCUUGCACUCUCUCUAAAGGGAUAUUUGGGUUCAUCGAUGUGGAGAAAGCCGGAUCAAUCACUUUCAGACAGUUCUUGUUUGCCUCGGCUCAUGUGUCGGCACAGCCACUUUUUCAGCAAACAUGCGAGCUAGCCUUUUCCCACUGUGACGCAGAUGGAGACGGCUUCAUCUCAGUUCAAGAACUUGGAGACGUGCUGAAACACACAAUGCCAAACUCGAACAAGGACGAGGUUCAAGGGAUGUACAUUCUGCUAGACGACGACAAAGACCAAAGAAUCAGCAAGGAUGACUUCUUGUCCUGCUUAAGAAGAAACCCUCUGCUCAUAGCUGUCUUCUCCCCUAUCUUGGCUCCAGCAUAACACAGACAGACAAAAAUUGAUGGCCAAGAUCGUGUGAUGAUACAACCAUGUCUUUGUGGUAUAUCAUUAUAUACCUUUUUGUUUUCUUUUUCAGAUUGUAAAAAAAAAAAUGAAUGUCAAAAGAUAGGGGCUGCUAUGUUUUUGGCCUAUCCCCCCCAUCCAGUGAGUUUUGGACUAUAACUGCGUGCCGUUUUGUACCAAAGAAAACGCUAUGGUGUUUGCUCCUCUAGUUCUGAGUAAACUCUCAUCUGUAUUUGUUACCUUUUGUAUCAUCCAAAUUUCUAUUGUAUCAGUGGUUAUUAUUUAUUUUUUGACGUA